Molecule: messenger RNA, 1668 nt
Organism: Pisolithus orientalis
Lineage: Eukaryota; Fungi; Basidiomycota; Agaricomycetes; Boletales; Pisolithaceae
Exons: 13
Coding region: 1-1668 (555 amino acids)
Source: RefSeq, a predicted model, not a curated record
AUGUCGAUGCCAACUUCCACAAGUUCUAAUGUGGCAAAACUUCCUGAAUUCAAGAUCCAAUUUCAUCCGAGAAGCAAUCGACCACCGAUUUAUCAGUCUUAUGAAGAGUUCCAUGUUCGCAGUGAGAAAUCUGCAUCCCUGGUUGACAAGACACCUUGGUCCCCAUUUCGUACGUUGGGUGACUUCGAGUUUGCGGAAAUCGCACUCGCUUCACUGCUCAACCAGCAACAGGUCAAUGCCCUGCUGGAUCUCAUUGCUCAUGUCACACAGGGAGCCAUCCAAGUCACGCUCAAGAAUGAUGCCAAACUUCGCAAAGCGUGUGAUGCAGCUGCAAUGGAACUCACUCCAUUCUCCAGGGUCGAAGUUAAGGUACCAUACAAAAAGGAAGAAUGUACGUUCGAAGCGCAUAUUCGCCCACUGUGGGAGUGGGCACUCGAUAUCUUAGAAAAUCCAUUCCUCAGUCCGCACUUCACUUGGGAUGCACAGCGACUCUACAGGCACAACGGCAUUGAGUAUGAAUGUUUUUAUGACGAGCCCUGGACCGGAGAUUAUUGGUGGGAUAUUCAAUCGAGCCUACCAGAUAUCAAGAACGCCGUGCCAUUUGGCCUGAUCCUUUAUGCUGGCAAGUCCAACCUAUCGUCUUUCGGCACUGCCAAGAGUUACCCUGUCGUUGUGCGCUGUGCAAACUUACCAGUUGAGAUUCAGAAUAGCAAUGUUGUUGGCAGGGGUACUGUUGUCGGCUGGCUGCCUAUAGUCCCCGAAGAUGCCAAAGAAGAGGGAAAGCUAGGCUACACAACCCUCAAGUGUGUCGUUUGGCACAAAUCUUUCAAAAAGUUACUUCUGGAGAUUGAGCAGUACUCGAAGACUGGAUGCAUGAUGGCACUCACUCGUGGUCACGGUGGCAAACGCCCUUGCCCUGUUUAUGACCGAUCGAAUGUUGCAAGUUUUCCUCGCUGGCAAAACCUCGCACACUUCAACCAAGUUAUUCACGUCACUUUUUCAGAUGGUAACAAGCUGGCCGAUAUCUCCAAGCAAAUCUUCUAUGCAGUGAUCAAUGUUUUGAAGAAGAGUGUAACCCCUGAAGGCCUUGUCGGCUUAGAUGUCCAGACCGAACAUAUGAUUAACAUGAUCAAUGACGAGAUAUUGACAUUUGAUCAGACACUGAAGGACUACACCAAAUGUGUCAUGAAGUCCAACAUUGAUGGUCUGCGAACUGACUGGAAUUUCCCGAAAGUCCACCUUUGGAAGCACGGUGCCAUGUGCAACUAUAGCACUUGGCCCAACAAAAGUAUGCAUAAGCCAAUCCGAGACGCAUAUGAACACCAUUCGAAUGGUAGAGAUGUUCCUGCUCAGGUCUUGUGGGUAGAUCACCAAGUUCUUGCUACGAAGCUUCUCAGAUUGCGUGUUGAUCACCUCAAGAAAUCUGUCUCUGGGGAAUCAGAUCCAGAAGCUGAUGUGCUUGGUGCACACGUUGUCGCGACCCAAACCCUGAAAGACUUAGAGGAAAAUGGUCAGCCAGAUAUGGCGUUCCAUCGGUUCCGUCAAAGGUUCUGCGAGUUCCUUAAUGACGCCCUUCUGGCAUAUGGAUAUCAAGUCAAGUCAUGGAUCUCCCUCCCUGCUGACUUCACGGUACAUAUCUACACUCUCAUUAUACAUUCAUCUAGUUGA